Messenger RNA from Trichomonas vaginalis G3, 888 nucleotides. Its product is annotated as alcohol dehydrogenase YQHD family. The record is from RefSeq and is a predicted model, not a curated record. NCBI's taxonomy places the organism in Eukaryota, Parabasalia, Trichomonadida, Trichomonadidae. The transcript has a single exon. The coding region runs from base 1 to 888 and encodes 295 amino acids. Gene Ontology annotation, molecular function: butanol dehydrogenase (NAD+) activity; metal ion binding.
AUGAAGUUUGAAUGGCUUAACACAACUCAAAUUGCAUUUGGAGAGGACAGUGUCAAUGAACAUAUGAAAGACUUCGUAAAGCCACACACAAAAGUAUUAGUUACAUUUGGUGGUGGAUCAAUCGAUAAGAAUGGUGCACGCGACGAUGUUACAAAAGCACUUAGUGAACUUGAGUGCGAAGUCAGAUGGGAAGGCGGUAUCCCAGCAAAUCCAGAGUUUGACAGACUUGUCGAGAUCGUCAAAGUUGCUCGCGAGUACAAGCCAGACUUACUCCUCGCAGUCGGUGGCGGAAGUGUCGUCGAUGGAACAAAGUUCAUCUCUCUCGCGAUGAACAUCGAAGAUGGAACAGACAUGUGGGACAUGGUCAAAUACUGGAAGCACCCAUCGAAGUCUACACCAAUCGGCACAGUCAUGACAAUACCUGCAACAGGCUCAGAAUGGAACAACGGUGCUGUCAUCUCUCGCAGGUCGACGAAAGAGAAACUUCCUCUCAUCAACAACUUGUUAUACCCAUCUUUCUCAAUCCUCGAUCCUAAGUACACGAUGACACUCCCGAAGAGACAACUCAGGAAUGGUCUCUACGACGCGAUGACACACUGCAUCGACUUAGUCAUAACACCGCACGUCCUCCCAAUGCGGGACAACUUCAUGUACUGCGUCAUGAAGGAGCUCGUCGACAUCAGUGGAGAUGUCAUGAGUGACGACAAGUCAACAAUCGAAGUCAGAGGAAGACUCGUCCAAGCAUGCAGUUUCGCUCUCAACUACGUUCUCCAACUCGGAAAAGUCACAUGCUGCGGAAUCCACGGCAUCGCACACAUGCUCACAGCUAAGUGGGGAAUCGAUCAUGCUUCAACACUCUCAAUCAUCACUCCUUUCUUCUUAGAGUAA